AUGCGCUAUGCCCCUCUUCAAGCUGAUGACGAAGCAUCACAACAUGACGAAAACCAAAGCUUGUGUGGCAACAGCGCGGGCGAUGAUUUAGCUUCUUCAUUUGAUGCACCAGAAGAUGCUACUGCGGCAGACGAACGCUUACGACUCAUAGAACCGACUCCAGCCCAAUUUGGGGUCGCUGUGGGCACUACGCCAUCGCAACAACGAAGAAUUAUACACAUCAGCGGGAACGAUGGAGUCUUUACAAACAUCAGUGCCAAACCCACAGUAGAGCUGGAAAAGGAAGAACACCCUCCUACCUACGAGCAAGCUUCGUCCGACAAUGCGCCGCCCUAUUGGGAAACGACAAUGUACAUGCUCGGUGCGUCUGACGAGAUUUUCAUCGAUGGCCUGGCUGUAGGUCACAUCUUUGGCUUUGUAUGGAACAUGCUUGUGUCGGUGUCAUUCCAGUUCAUUGGUUUCCUUCUGACCUACGUCUUACACACCACUCACGCAGCCAAAUAUGGAUCACGCGCAGGAUUUGGGGCCACGCUUAUUCAGUAUGGAUUUUAUCUGCGCGCUCCAGAGGUCCCGUCAGACAAUAGUGGCUUGAGCGAAGAUACGCGCGGUGGCCGGAGCUCUAUACGCGAUGCGUUGGGGCGGCACACAGACUACGCAGCUUAUGCAAUGCUCGCUGUCGGAUGGCUCUUGCUUAUCAAGAGUACCGCUGACUUUCUCAAAGUACGGCGGAUGGAGGCUUGCGUGCGGGAAACGUCUACCUCCGAUGGCUCGACUGCAGUUGUGGCGCACAACGAAACGCCACAGACAGCUGUAUGA
Molecule: messenger RNA, 816 nt
Organism: Protomyces lactucae-debilis
Lineage: Eukaryota; Fungi; Ascomycota; Taphrinomycetes; Taphrinales; Protomycetaceae
Exons: 2
Coding region: 1-816 (271 amino acids)
Biological process (GO): positive regulation of protein ubiquitination; vacuolar transport; ubiquitin-dependent protein catabolic process
Cellular component (GO): endoplasmic reticulum; perinuclear region of cytoplasm; Golgi apparatus
Source: RefSeq, a predicted model, not a curated record